GUCUUGGCAGCUGCUUGCCCACUUCUGGUCCAUCCUCCUCAAGGUAUUCACCCCUGGGGAAAAGCUGAGUUUGUGUGGCUUUACAGUGGUUAUGUUUAAAAGGGUUUUAAAACCCCACACUUCUCUAGUGAGAUGAAAUGCCUACGUGGUUCCUGCUCCCUGAUGUUGUCAGUAAUUUGGGAUCUUAAAACAGUUUGUGAUGCAGUCUGUAUUUAGUCUAAGCAGGGGAACUGCCUGCAACUUUCUUAUCUUUAAAGAGCAAUUUGUGGAUAGGAGUUUGAACAAGAGAUGAUUUGGCGUUCUGGGAUGUUAAAACUGGAGGCGGGAGGGCUGCAGAGAGUGCAAGUCAGCAAAAUCCACAGGGGGCUUUCCAGGGAAAGGGGAAAUGCUGCUGGAAGAGGUUCAGAGAUCAAGUGGCUCAGUGCUUUCUCCUGAGGCAGCAGAUGGGGUGGUUUGGGCUUUUGGAAGUGAAUAAAUCCUCCUACAGGGCCACUUUAUCAUAGUGUCACUUCCCUCCCCAGCCCUUUCCUCUGUUCCCCAAUCUCAUUUACACAAAAGAGAGAACAGGCUCUGGCCUUUUAGCUUUGGCAUUAUGCCAUGGUCCAGCCUUUUGCAGGCUGUUUGUGUGCUGUUUUCCAUUCAAGCUGGGGUCAGAGCAUAGACAUUCAGCAGGGUUUUCUUUAGAUGAGGAAGGCAAUAGUUUCACAGCUUUGAGGAUCACUGGCAGUAAUGUUAAUCAAGAUUGAGGUUUAAUAUCUUUUUAACUGUUUUUAGACUGUUGGAGUGAAGCCUGCACAGCACCAGCUUGAGCCAGGCUUUAGCCUAAAGUUGCAUGAGAAGUCACACUACAGGAAAAGCCCUCACUGCAGAAAAGCAAUGGAGGAACCGCUUCCCAUCCCUUCCCUUGCGCAUCUGUGGGCAAUGUGAGAACCCGCUGCUAACCACAAGCGGUUUGAGCUGGGAGCCCCGUUCCCGUGCGGUGGAGCAGGUUCAUCUGCGCUGCACUGAGGGUUCCCUGGAGUGGAUGUACCCCGCACGAGCCCUGCGUGUCGUUCUGGAGCCCAACCUCUCCAGUGCCCGCCACACCACUGUCUGCAUCAAGCCUGCCAGUGACUUCCAGGGUGCCAGCAUCUAUGUGGAACGUGCUGGGCAGCUGCAUCUGGUGGUGAGCGAGGCAGAAGGGGCUCAACCCCACCACGUGUCUUGCUUCAGUGCCCACACGCCACGACGGGUGGCCCUCUUCCUGCAGGCCAGCCCGCAGAGGGACAUCAGCCGCCGGAUGGCCAGCUUCCAGUAUGAGCUGCUGAGCAACCAGAGCGCUGCGAGCCCCGACUUCAAAAAGAUGGCACUGGUGGAAGCUAUGUGCCGUCCUUGUGACAACAUGGAGCUUCUCAUGGCCAUUUGCAGCAGUGACUUUGUGGUGAAAGGAUCUAUCCGAAAUGUUUCCCACGAUUCAGAGAACCACAUGUCACAGGUUGAUGUCAGCGUCCACAAAGUCUACAGGCAGAAAAACAGGAUUUUCCAGCAGGAUGAAGCAAGUGGUGAAUGGCGAGGCCCUAUCCGGACCCUGCUGCAAUGCAAGGUGAAGAAGGGAGGUGGAGAUUUCCUUUUCACUGGAAAUGAACACUUUGGUGAAGCUUGGCUGGGCUGUGCUCCUCGGUUUAAAGAUUUCAUGUUCAUUUACUGGGCUGCAAGGGAAAGAGGAGCCAACCCAUGUGAGUUCCAGCUCAACUGAAGGG
Messenger RNA from Pezoporus flaviventris, 1739 nucleotides. Its product is annotated as meteorin-like protein. The coding region runs from base 833 to 1735 and encodes 300 amino acids. NCBI's taxonomy places the organism in Eukaryota, Metazoa, Chordata, Aves, Psittaciformes, Psittacidae. The transcript has 5 exons. Gene Ontology annotation, molecular function: hormone activity. The record is from RefSeq and is a predicted model, not a curated record.